UUCAUUCAAAAGUCUCUUUUGACCACCACCACCUUCCACCUUCUACCCUUCUUCCUCCUCCCUGCUUCCUUCUUUCCUUUCUCCUAUUUCUCUUUCUUUCACGCACACAACCAUCCACUCUACGCAUAAACCUCUAAAUUCUCUUUCUCUCUGUAUAUCUCUCUAUGCUAAUCAACCAGUGAAUGGUAACAUCUUCUCAUUCUUCCUCUCAUCUCUCUGCCAUUCUUCCAUAAUGGGCAUCUGUUUUUCAAGCACCAAGGUCAGCGGCUCCAGCAGCAACAACGCUGGUGCUUCCAAUCGCAACCGCAAAUGCUCGGAGCCCGUGGCUGCGCAGGGGGAGCCCGCGGAGCAUAAGCAACAGUCGUCGCAUGGUCAACGGCGGCGCGAAGAAUCGCGGAAGCCCCCACGCACCAAGGAGAAAGCGAACGGGCGUCGCCCGGGGGGGACGCUGCCUUGCGGAAAGCGCACGGAUUUUGGAUACGAGAAAGACUUUGACAAGAGAUUCUCGCUCGGGAAGUUGUUGGGACACGGCCAAUUCGGUUACACUUACGUUGGGAUAGACAAAGCAAAUGGGGAUCGUGUCGCCGUUAAGAGACUCGAGAAGAACAAGAUGGUUCUCCCUAUAGCGGUUGAGGAUGUUAAGCGUGAAGUCAAGAUAUUGAAAGAACUUACAGGCCAUGAAAAUGUGGUUCAGUUCUACAAUGCUUUUGAGGAUGAUUCAUACGUGUACAUAGUUAUGGAGUUAUGUGAGGGUGGAGAACUGCUAGAUCGGAUAUUGGCCAAGAAGGACAGUCGUUAUACUGAAAAAGAUGCAGCUGUGGUUGUAAGGCAGAUGCUUAAGGUUGCGGCUGAGUGUCAUUUACAUGGGUUGGUUCAUCGGGACAUGAAACCAGAGAAUUUUCUUUUGAAAUCAACCAGAGAAGAUUCACCUUUAAAAGCUACCGAUUUUGGUUUGUCUGAUUUCAUAAAGCCUGGGAAGAGGUUUCAAGACAUUGUUGGCAGUGCUUACUAUGUUGCACCAGAAGUGUUAAAACGAAAGUCAGGUCCUGAGUCAGAUGUAUGGAGUAUUGGUGUGAUUACAUACAUAUUGCUUUGUGGGAGACGUCCAUUUUGGGAUAAGACAGAGGAUGGUAUCUUCAAGGAGGUCUUACGGAACAAGCCUGAUUUUCGGCGGAAACCAUGGCCAACCAUAAGCAAUGGUGCAAAAGAUUUUGUGAAAAAAUUGUUGGUAAAAGAUCCCCGUGCAAGAUAUACUGCUGCUCAGGCUCUAUCACAUCCAUGGGUUAGAGAAGGGGGAGAGGCAUUAGAGAUUCCUAUUGACAUAUCUGUCCUGAACAACAUGCGACAGUUUGUGAAGUAUAGUCGGUUGAAACAGUUUGCACUAAGGGCAUUGGCGAGCACACUUAAUGAAGAAGAGUUGUCUGAUCUGAAAGAUCAGUUUGAUGCAAUAGACGUGGACAAAAAUGGUUCUAUCAGUCUUGAAGAGAUGAGACAGGCUCUUGCUCAAGAUCUCCCUUGGAAAUUGAAAGAAUCACGUGUGCUAGAGAUAUUACAAGCGAUAGACAGCAACACAGACGGGCUAGUGGAUUUCUCCGAGUUUGUAGCAGCUACAUUACAUGUACAUCAGUUGGAGGAACAUGAUUCUUUUAAGUGGCAGCAACGGUCACAAGCUGCUUUUGAGAAAUUUGACUUGGACAAGGAUGGCUACAUUACUCCAGAUGAACUUAGAAUGCACACGGGUUUGAGAGGGUCCAUUGAUCCAUUGCUUGAGGAAGCCGACAUUGAUAAAGAUGGAAAGAUCAGCUUACCAGAAUUCCGCAGACUUUUAAGAACUGCAAGCAUCGGUUCUCGAAACGUGUUGAGCCCGAAUCGCUUGCAUCGAAAGAUGUAGAUUAGAUGUGUUUGAUUGACUGAGACAACUGAGGAAAAGAGAAUGAUGAUUUUUCUCUAAGAUGAUCUGGUUUGCCAUUUGUGGUGAAGCCGUUGUUGUGCACAUUUUGCUGUGUAUGGAACUCUGAAACUACAUUUGUGGCAUAGAACACAGCAGAAUAGUGUUAAGGUUAGCGUUGAGGAGCAUAUGAAAUAGUGUGUGGAUUAUUGAGUUGAGGUAUCAGAGUUACAUCAGUGUACAUCAUUUAAGUUCAAGGCUUUUCUGGCCCUGUUUGUGUAAUUCUUGUAAUGUGUAAUACUGUAAUUAUAAAUAAAACUAUUCUUACCCUCCUUCCCCACCUCAAAUAAUCUUCA
Molecule: messenger RNA, 2244 nt
Organism: Vigna umbellata (rice bean)
Lineage: Eukaryota; Viridiplantae; Streptophyta; Magnoliopsida; Fabales; Fabaceae
Product: calcium-dependent protein kinase 28-like
Biological process (GO): protein phosphorylation
Molecular function (GO): protein kinase activity; ATP binding; calcium ion binding
Source: RefSeq, a predicted model, not a curated record